This is a messenger RNA of Penicillium arizonense, 789 nucleotides long. RefSeq lists its product as uncharacterized. The coding region runs from base 1 to 789 and encodes 262 amino acids. The record is from RefSeq and is a predicted model, not a curated record. Gene Ontology annotation, cellular component: cytoskeleton. The transcript is spliced from 4 exons. NCBI's taxonomy places the organism in Eukaryota, Fungi, Ascomycota, Eurotiomycetes, Eurotiales, Aspergillaceae. Gene Ontology annotation, molecular function: actin filament binding.
AUGGCUCCACCAGCAUUGUCAAACUUGCCACUUUUCGCGGAGACAAUGCACCCAUCGAUCUCGACCGAACCCUACAAAAGCGGAGACCCAGCUCUGGCUUACGUUGACGAAGAGGCCGAAACAGCGCCGAGGUUUGAUAACAAGUAUGAGGAGCGCAAAUAUCUCAAACACCGGCUUGCGAUCGCGUUCCGUAUAUUUGCUCAAUUUGGGCUCUCGGAAGGUGUUGCGGGCCACAUUACCCUCAGGGACCCUGUUGAACCUUCAAGUUUCUGGGUGAACCCAUUUGGCUUGCAUUUUUCGCUUAUACGGGACGCAGACCUUAUUCGAGUUGACCAUAACGGGAAAGUGAUCGAGGGAGGUCAGAACCGGCGUCUUAACUAUGCUGCGUAUGCUAUACAUGCCGAAAUACACAAGGCGCGGCCGGAUGUCCUUUGCGCCGCACAUUCGCACAGCACUUAUGGGCGAGCCAUGGCCGCAACAGGACGGACGCUCUCCAUGCUAACACAGGACUUUUGCGUCUUCUGGGAUGAUCAUGUACGAUACGAAAAUUUUGCAGGCCUUGUCUUAGCCCCCGAGGAAGGCCAGGCCAUUGCCAGAGUCCUGGGCAAUAAAAAAGCUGCGAUUCUAGGAAACCACGGUAUCCUGACUGUCGGGCCUACUAUUGAAGCUACCGUUGCGUGGUUUGUGCUCUUUGAGCGAUGCUGCCAGAUUCAGCUCCUGGCAGACGCGAGUUCGACCGGAACCGGUAUACAGCUGACAACAAUCGGCGAGGAUGAGGCUCGUCGCUGA